Messenger RNA from Haemonchus placei, 1650 nucleotides. The record is from the annotation of a GenBank genome assembly. Lineage: Eukaryota; Metazoa; Nematoda; Chromadorea; Rhabditida; Trichostrongylidae.
AUGAGGCUGUUCGUGGCCGCAGUCGUCGCUGUGCAAGCGAUUAUAGUGGACACCCGGCAAGCUGGAUCCGUGCCUGGUUGUCCGGACCUGGACGUAUUAGAGGCUGAAGUCGAUACGAGUGCUGAUUUCUUAAACAAUUUAUUGUUAUGCUUUUGUAAGGUUCAAGAUAAGGGCAAAGUCGACAUCUCCUGUCUGUAUGGUUCCAGUCUAGAACACCUUGAAAAAGCUACUGAAGCAGUGAAAAAGGCGAAUUUCUCGACCAAUAAGAUCAGUUUUCAACACACCGAGUUUGCUGACUCCGGCUUGCCAUCAUUCGUUGAACUUGCACCUGCACUUACAAGCCUAGAAAUUCGCGAAUGUACGAAUUUCGAGCCAUUGGUCGUUCCAGAAAACACUUUCAAGGGCUUGGAAACCACAUUAAAGAAUCUUAUUAUCGAUUCUUGUGGUUUGAAGCUAAAUUAUCUCGAUUUGUCCGGAAACUUCAUCACCACUGUCGACGCUGGCUCCUUCGAACCGCUCCAAAAACUCGAAACUCUUGUAUUUGGCGAGCGUAACUACAUCAAUGAUUCCGUAGUAGAGGCUAUAGUAACGCUCAAGUCGCUCAAGACUCUCGACUUGUCUCGUGCCGAUGGAAUUUUCGAGCCACCCACGGAGAUUUUCGAAGCGCUACCGCACCUCGAAGGGCUCAAGUUGAGUGGGUGUAGCAUCUCAUCACUAGAACCAGGAACUUUCGCGACGUUGAAAAAUUUGAAGGAGCUUGAUCUACGAGUGAAUCUCAUUCAAAAUGUCUCUGCGUAUGCAUUUGAUGGGCUCUCUGAGCUGAACAGGCUUUCACUCGCUGGAAACUACAUCAGGAGUAUCGAAAAAGAAAUCUGGACCGGAUUGAACAAACUGAAGGAGAUCGAUCUUGGAUGGAAUGAGAUUAAGCAGUUGUCACCCGAUGCUUUUUUGCCGCUUGCUGACAACCUUGAGACGCUUAACAUCCGCCAUAACCCAUUAAAGGACGUGCCUCCAUCUGGUCUCAAAAACUUGCGCUCACUAUUUCUCAGCGAAUGUCCAAUUGAGAACCUUGGACCCGAGCUACUGAAGGACUAUAAUGCUUUAGAGACACUCGAUGUCGCCAAAUGCAAUCUGACAGAGCUCAAACCCGAGGCACUUGCCAGUCAAAAGCAUUCCUUGAAGAAUUUCCACAUCCAGCGGAAUCUCUUCAAAACGAUCGAUCCUAAGCGUAAGCCUCUCGAACCAAACCCUACUAUUCAAGUGAAGGACCUAAAUCUAUUUCCAGUUAUCCUCGCCAUCGAAGAUCGGUUUAAAACUGCUGCCAAAGAGGGCAAGGAGUUCCUUCUUGCCAAUGCAAAUGAUACUCUCUGUGACCGACCCUACACGCUACGACGUCAGCCGCUGUUAGACGUCAACUCCACAGAACUACAACCGGACCUUUUUGUUGGCACAGAAACCAACGACACUCUUUUCAAAGAGGAACCACGUCGUGAACUCUAUGAUCUCAACACAGCGAACGAUCCAAAAAACGCUAUGAAAGAGCAAGAAGGUAAAGUUUUGGUUGAUGAACAGUUUCACUUAAAAAAUUCUGGCUUUGUGGUUGACGAUGAGGCAAAAAAUUCUAGCAAAAAACUUCAUAAGAAACCUUGA